AAUAAAUAAAUCCCACAAUCCUGUGCGCUUAAUUCUGAAGGUGUUGCACUAGCGGGGUUGGUUGGGUAAGAAAUAUGGAGGAGUUUCAGACUAGUGAGGAGACUGCUUUUAUUGUUGAUGAAGUGACCACCAUCAUAAAAGAGUCUGUUGAAAGUAUUAUUGGUGGAAAUGCUUACCAGCAUAGCAGGGUAAACCAGUGGACAAGUAAUGUGGUGGAACAGACUCUGGCUCAGCUCACAAAACUGGGAAAGCCUUUCAAAUACAUUGUAACCUGCGUGAUCAUGCAGAAGAAUGGAGCAGGAUUGCACACUGCAAGUUCUUGUUUCUGGGACAACUCUACUGAUGGCAGCUGCACUGUGAGAUGGGAAAACAAAACCAUGUAUUGCAUUGUUACAGUCUUUGGUCUUGCAAUUUAAGAUGUCAAGAGCUGUCGUACUUAAGUCGACAAAAGAUCCUCCACUUUUUCCACAUGCAUUUCAAGCCAGAAUGUGUAUUACUAAUUCUUUGAACUCACUUAUCAGUUUAGUGUUGUCUUGUCCACAUUUGUUUCUGUUACUUCAAAGUCACGUGUUGAGAAAAUGUUUUAGGGAUACAUUUCAUUUGCAGGAGAUACCAAAGGAUAUUUUCAAGGGCUAAAGCAUACAAUAACAUUCAUUUAUUUAUUCUGUUUUACUAAUUUUGUACAUUAGGUUCUGUAUUUUGUACAAAGGCAGUAGCACUGAAGCUUUAGCAUUUCUCAUUGUGUUGUUAAUGCAGCGUAACAGAAAUGUUACCCAAUCAUUUUAGAGCUUGUUGAACAUUUAAUAAAUGUUAAAAUAAU
Messenger RNA from Protopterus annectens (West African lungfish), 820 nucleotides. RefSeq names its product dynein light chain Tctex-type 1 (gene DYNLT1). Gene Ontology annotation, molecular function: dynein intermediate chain binding. Bases 75 to 416 code for a protein of 113 amino acids. The record is from RefSeq and is a predicted model, not a curated record. NCBI's taxonomy places the organism in Eukaryota, Metazoa, Chordata, Ceratodontiformes, Protopteridae. Gene Ontology annotation, biological process: microtubule-based movement. The transcript is spliced from 5 exons. Gene Ontology annotation, cellular component: cytoplasmic dynein complex; cytoplasm.